Messenger RNA from Xyrauchen texanus (razorback sucker), 6457 nucleotides. RefSeq names its product protein OSCP1-like. Lineage: Eukaryota; Metazoa; Chordata; Actinopteri; Cypriniformes; Catostomidae. The coding region runs from base 3940 to 5211 and encodes 423 amino acids. The record is from RefSeq and is a predicted model, not a curated record. Gene Ontology annotation, cellular component: plasma membrane; cytoplasm. The transcript has 9 exons. Gene Ontology annotation, biological process: transport.
UGUGGAUGAAAAUGAGAUCAAUAUUGAAGUUUUUUUUUUUUUACUAUAAAAGGAAACUUUUAAUGCAGCCUUCGGAUGCGACCUUCUGUCAUGGGAAUCUGGAGGAUGCAUGAGGUGUAUCCUUCAUGGGCACUCACAACCCACAAUUAUUUUCUUCAACGGAAAUGUCUAAAAACAAAAUGUAUGCCAAUUUGCCAUAUAUAUGAUGUUCAGAUGCAAGGAAUGUUUAUUCCCAAAUUGAAGUACAUCAGUAGAUGGGUGUGGAGUAUAUAAUAUAUAUAAUUAUAUUAAUAUACAAUUAAAAUAAAGUAUUAGACUAAAAGUACACCUGUUAAUCUAUUUUCUAUUUACAUCAUUAUAACUCUCCUAAAUGUUACCUCAUACAUUCCUUUCUAAAGGGACUUUGUUCCCUUCUCACUCAAAGCUCUCGCGCUUAAAGAAUGGUGUGCUGUCAUAACCAGAUUACGUUCCAUUUACGAAGGCCGUCUCUUUUCAACGAGGCUUGUUUAAAGGAGGUAUACUGCAGCCUUCAAAGGAUGCAUCCUUCCAAACGAGACACAGCCAUAGUAAAAAAGGAUUUAAAUAUUGAUCUGUUUCUCGCCCUCACUUAUAAUAUCACCUCUGAAGACAUGGAUUUAACCACUGCAGUCAUAAGGAUUACUUAUGCAGCCUUUGUGCUUUUUGGAGCUUCAAAGUUCUGGUCACCAUUCACUUGCAUUGUGAGAUAUUCAAGAGCUGAGAUAUUCUUCCAAAAAUCUUCGUUUAUCUUUAGCAGAUGAAAAUCAUACACAUCUCGGGUGGCAUGAGGGUAAGUAAAUGAUGAUAAUUUUCACUUUUUGGUGAACUAUCCCUUUAACAACACUGACAUUGCCAGAAAAAAAUAUUUUGCAUAAACUUAACGUUACAUGUUUUGUUUUUUCUAAGAAGUUAACAUAUGAUUCACAAAUUGUGAAAAUCUGGUUUACAGAGAGCACAUUUAUCUUGUGUAUAUGGAAAUUGCCAAGUAUAAUUAAUUUCAGCGACGUUGGUGUAACAAGACAAAAGUCAGAGACAAAAACACUCACAUAUACAGGUUCUUUACUGGACCAUUAUUUUGCUUGGGCAUCAGUAACAAAGAAAAACGCUUCACCACCUCAUACUUAGUUCAGUAAAAUAUAACAAUUUUACUUAUACAAAAAAAUCUUACAUAAAAACACUGUAGGGAGCAGCAGGUCGAUAACCAUCAUAACAGUAGGCCUACAUGUGUGAGAUAUUAAACUUUGUUUACUUGGUAAGAUAAUAAACAAUAAAUAUACAAGCUUUUAAACUGUAAGCACAUCAACACAGAUUAAUAUUCAGCCAAGGUUUCAAGGACCUUUUGUCCCACAUUCAUUAAAUGAAUGACUCAUGUGAAUCCCCAAUACACAGCAAAUCAAUACAUAUCAAACACACACAAAUUCAUAAAUACGUUACAAUAAAUACACACCAAAACAAAAUAUCAAAAGUAAAUACAAUUGAUACCAAUCAAGCAAACUACAUAACUGCUGUCAAUUAGCUACAGUAACUGAGGCAUGGAAAUGAGGAAAAUAACCUGCCCUCAUACCCCGACUCAAUCACACGCACACCCACAUGCAAGCGCGGGGGGGGGGGUCACUAGUCAUACCCACAAUUAGACCCUGCCCCCCGGCAAAAAGGAACCAAACAAAACAAACACAUAGUUCAUAGACUUAAAUACGGACUGCUGGCCUCCUCAUCUGCUACCGGGCGUGGGUACCUUGCUCGGAGAAACAUCAAGUGCUGCCAACUACUUUCAAUGAAAAGUAGCUAAAACCUGCUUAAACAAAUAGUCGCUAGAUGACGUCAUGCGUUAAUUAGAAAAUUCGUGACGUCUUCACGUCAUAUUUAGCCUACAUUCUGCCUUGUGUCAGCCCUUUACAUCUGUUUGCUUCUCAAUACAGCUGAAUUCCCACUAAAGCUGUUCUGAUGUACAUAUUUGUUCUGUUGUCAGACAAUGGAACGAGUAUGAAAUAGUGACUGAAACGACACCCAUUACUAUGUUAACCAGUAUUCACUUACAAGCAAUUUCCAAGCUGCUGCUCUGCACUGAUAACAUCUUGCUAUAAAACUUUGCCUUUACAACGGCUGUGAUGUGAUUUCGGCUAUAUUUACAUGUAAAAUGAUAACUCCGAGAGAAAGUUAGAAGUUACCAAAUUCUCACACACUGCACAGCCUCCGUCUGUGAAGAAAAAUAAUGGUUAAAUUGAAUUGUUUAAAUUAAAACAGAGGAGGAGCAUGGUAUUAACCAUGACUAAUAACAACGACUGCAGUAACCAUGUUUUUUUUUUGUUUGUUUGUUUUUGGCAAUAGCCAAGGUUUUGAUCAAUUUAACAAUGGUUUUGCUCUAGCAUUACUGAAGUACCCACAUUGUAUCUUGGUUUUAGUGAUAGUAACCAUAUAAUAAUAUCCAUGGUUAAUUUUGUGGUUUUAAAUGUGGAUAUACUUACUCAUUUUUAAAACGUUAACAAAGCAGCCUAAUCAUUUCUGCUUAUGUCUAUCAAUAUAAUAAAAAAAAUGUAAGCAAUAAUUGAAGUUACUAAUUUUAUCCAAAUAAUUCAUAAAAAUGUAAUUUAUUAUCGGUAUCGGAAAAGAAAAUAAGUGGUAACGUACAUCCCUAUUCCCCGAAAAAUGAGACGGUGGAAACGCCGCAAACACUGACAUUGUCCCUCCUCCUAGUUGGAUUCAACGGCUUACAUUGGUUCUCGCUGAUCAUCGAUGACUGGAGGAUUACGUCAUUAUCAUCCAGCAGUAUAAACGUUUCUGAUUGGCUGUUGUUGCCGGUGACCUGGCAACCGAGAGAGGGAUUACAGACGCUUAUUUGUUCCGCUGGGUCUUCAGCUUUAAUUGACGCACAGAUCGCGUACUCAUAUUGACAACCUGCGAUUCCAUCGACACUAGCUGCUCUUCCUCCAUCGGUAGAGAGGAUGUCGACGAGAACGCUGCCUCUGCUCUUCAUUAAUCUGGGUGGAGAAAUGCUGUACAUACUGGAUCAGCGACUGCGGGCUCAGAAUAUCCCAGCAGAUAAAGCCAAGAAAGGUAGACAGCAGCUAAUAUACAAGGGAGAUCACAAUGGGAGAUGAAGCCUGUCUGAUAUAGAGAUCUAGAUAAUGAUAUGUUGAAACGAAUGCAUAGAUCAUAGGGUGGUCUUUUAAGGGAAGCAUUUGGAUCUUCUGCUGUACACAAUUAGCCAGUUAGCCUAUGUGUUUGAAUACAGUGGUGCUCAGGCCCAGUUUAGUUACAAGCUAGGAAACAGUCAGUAAAGAAGGCUUGUCAUUUUUGUGUUUCUAUGCCUUGCCAGUACAGUAAAUGGAAUGAAUAAUAAUAAUAAUGCCUCAAACGUCUAAUCAUCCUUGGAGACCUACAGUGCACACAAAAAGUGUUUGGACACUUAAGUCACACUUUAAAAUGUAUGAAUGUCAUUGCAUUAGGUAAGACAAAGAUAGCACACUUUUCAUGCAAAACAAUAAAAAGACAAGUUUCUUAGGCCUUAGAUAAUAAAACAUCAGAUAUAGGCUACUGUUCAAAAUUAAGACUAAAAGGUAAGAAUUGUUUGUUGUCAAACUUAGACUUAGGGUUCUCCUGCAGAUGACAGCUGUGAUGUAUAAAGCUGAUGCUGUAUAAUUAAGUCAAUUUCCUCCUAGGAUCACUUUCAAUAUCAUCUUUUUGAUUUGCAAUCUCUGAAGCCACUGUAGCAGAUUGGCUAGAGGAGGACAGGAAAAGAGGUAUUGUUAAUAUUCUGCUUGCUUUGCUGCUGGCCGUAGAACAAAGUAGCGUGAGUGUUUACAUGUAGCUCUCAGGCUCACUUGCCCUGAGAAGAUGGAGAUGGGAUUUCGUGGAAGAAUAAGAACCCCCGAAAUUCAGGCAGCUUUUUGUUUAAAUGCUGUGGUAUAACCUAAGUCCUCCAUGUGGCAAAAUUUGUUUGUUGCCAUCCACAGUCAACAUGCGAUGGCAGUUUCCAGCUCACUGCUCUUAAUCACCUGCCAAGACAAUAAAAGUUUAUUUUUGAUUCUAUUUAUUUUAUUUUCCUAUGCAGUACAGCUUACUACAGUCUGCAUUCUGCUUGCUUGGUUUUCACUUUUGGAAUUGCACAGAAUUGCUUCUGACCUACUUACUACAAUGGUUCCUGUGUUUUGUAUUAUGAUAGUUAUGAAUGAUAUCAUUACCACCAUGUUCAAUAAGAAGUUCCUGGAGGAGCUGUUCAAUCCACAAGAGCUGUAUUCCAAGAAAGCCUUGAGGACGGUGUUUGAUCGACUGGCUCACGCUUCAAUCAUGCGACUCAACCAAGCUAGUAUGGACAAGCUUUAUGACCUGAUGACCAUGGCAUUUAAGUAUCAAGUCCUGCUGUGUCCUCGUCCUAAAGAUAUCCUCCUUGUGUCCUUCAACCACAUGGAUGCCAUCAGAGACUUUGUGAAGGACACUCCCAGCAUCCUGAGCCAAGUGGAUGAAACAAACAGACAACUCAUAGAGAUAUAUACCCCAUUAUCUGGUGGAGAGUUUCAACUAAUUAGACAAACACUCCUCAUCUUCUUUCAAGAUAUGCAUAUAAGAGUAUCAAUUUUCCUAAAAGACAAAGUGCAGAACUCCAAUGGACGAUUUGCCCUCCCCACUUCAGGGCCUGUUCCUUAUGGGACACACUCCCCGGGACUCAUCAGGAUGUUUAGAUGUACUGGUGAGGAGGUGAAAAGUUUGCAGUUCCGUGACGGUGGCAAUUACAACAGUGCUCUCCGUGAAGGUUCUUUUGAAAUGUAUGGUGAUCGAGUCAUCAAACUGGGCACAAACAUGUACAGUGUGAGUCGCCCUGUUGAGACACACAUGUCUGGAACCUCCAAAAACUCCUCACAGAACACUAAGGUCAACACAACUCCAAAUCCUCUAGCAAAAGAAGAAUUAAACCUCCUUGCUAGACUGAUGGGAGGUUUGGAAGUACAGAAACCAGCCAGUACAGACUCUGGCUUCCGUGUCAACCUUUUCGCCACUGACGAGGAGGAAGAGGAAGCUUUGAUAUCAAGACCGGAUGACCUUUCUUAUGAAGUUAUUAAUAUCCAAGCAACAAAGGACAAACAGACUAAUGCUGAGCUGGCUAAAAUCAUGGGGGAGUUUGGGGAGGCGGUAGAGGCCGCCUCCAGUUCCAGCAGCAAGGGUGAUGACCUCCUGGCCAUGAUGGACGGUCUGUGACUUAGACUUGAUGUUGACUUGAUGUUCCCUUUGGCUGAGGGCAGGGUUUAAACGGGAUAACGUGCUACAAUGUGCACUGUCUUACUCAGCAAAGAAGCCUUUUUUCUCUACAGUGGCAACAGGUACCUUUAACAUGCGCAUUUGAAGUUAACAUUAAAAUGACAGCUAAGCUCAAGAGAUUCUCUUUGUGAAUUUCAUGCAAGUUUUCGUCUCCUGCUACCAAAUGCAAAUAAAUGCAAAUAGCAGAUGUAGAAAUUCAACAUGCGUCUUGCUGUGGGACCACAUUCUCUUUUUCAUAAUCAGUUUGUGGAGGCGUUGCUGUCCAUAUCAUCAUGUAGACUAUAUCUUCACUGUAGUGUCAGUCAGAAUGUGAGGCCUCUGUGAGGAUUUGAUGCUACAGACACGUCUGUGACAUUUCCAUCACUGAAAAGAAUGAUACGCUUUUUCAUGAACUGUAUUAGUUGUCUAAAAGGACAAUCUGUGCAAAUGGAAUUCUUUUAAAUAUUUAGUUUGAUGUGCUACUGAGAGGUGCAGGAUAUGCUUUUCAAAUAAGCUAUAUUUGUGGUGUAUCCAAACAACAAGCACUGCUUAAAGGGAAAGCUCACCCAAAAUUUUAAUUCUGUCAUUAUUUACUCAACCUGACGUUGUUUCAAACCCAUACAACUUUCUUUCUUCAGGGGAACACAAAAGGAGAUGUUUGGCAGAAUGCCUCAGUUACCAUUCACUUUCACUGUAUGGACAAAAAUGCAUUAAAAGUAAAUGGUGGAACAUAUUCUGUUUUGCUUCACUGAAGACAGUAAGUCAUAUAGGGUUGGAACAACAUGAGGAGAGUAAAUAAUAACAGAAUUUUCAUUUUUGUAUAAACUAUACCUUUAAGACUUUGGAGGUUAUUGGAGGAAACCGAAGUGCACUUGCAGUGGAUAUUUAGCACACAUCUCAAAACUGGUUUACAGGAAGCCCCAGGACAACUGAUGUAUGUUUGUUUGUCAUUAUUUAUAGGGAGGCAAAUAAAAAUGCAACAAUGUCAAGAAAUUGUCACAAUUCAAAUACAAUGUUGUAAUUUUAGAAUGUGCAAUUAUUGCAUAAUGUAAAGGGAAAAUGUAUACAUGACUGCCACCUUCCAUGGAAAGAAAGAAAACAAUGCAAUAUGUGUGGUGGGUGAAAUUGUUUAUAUUUUUCACAAGCAUAAUAGAGUUUAUUUAUUAAAGUGAAUGUACUGUAAAUCAAAGUUUAGUUGUGUGUGUUU